AUGCAGUUCAGGAGUAUUCUUUUUUCUUUUUUCCUCGUCUUCGCGCUUGGUGUGGCCCUUGUCCACGGCGAAGAGGCCAAGCAGCCACGGGGUCCUAAGAUCACCAGCAAGGUCUACUUUGAUAUCGAACACGGUGACAAGCCAUUGGGUCGUAUUGUGCUUGGAUUGUACGGCAAGACUGUUCCUAAGACCGCUGAGAACUUUCGCGCUCUGGCUACUGGCGAGAAGGGCUUUGGCUAUGAGGGGUCUACUUUCCACCGUGUUAUUAAGGAUUUCAUGAUCCAGGGUGGUGACUUUACCCGUGGUGAUGGCACCGGCGGCAAGUCGAUCUACGGUAACAAGUUCGAGGACGAGAACUUCAAGAUAAGGCACACCAAGAAGGGCCUUUUGAGUAUGGCCAACGCCGGCAAGAACACCAACGGUUCUCAGUUCUUCAUUACCACCGCUAUUACUGCGUGGCUGGAUGGCCGUCACGUCGUCUUCGGCGAAGUCCUCGAGGGCUACGACAUCGUCGAGCAGAUCGAGAACGUCCCCAAGGGCCGUGGUGACCGCCCCGCGGCGGACGUCAAGAUUGCCAAGAGCGGAGAGCUGAAAGAGGAGAAGGAGACUCAAGGUAGCCAUGAGGAACUGUAG
Aspergillus chevalieri is the source of this 633-nucleotide messenger RNA. It is a transcript of the gene CPR2, whose product is annotated as peptidylprolyl isomerase. The coding region runs from base 1 to 633 and encodes 210 amino acids. Gene Ontology annotation, molecular function: peptidyl-prolyl cis-trans isomerase activity. Gene Ontology annotation, cellular component: fungal-type vacuole; endoplasmic reticulum. Gene Ontology annotation, biological process: protein peptidyl-prolyl isomerization; protein folding. The record is from RefSeq and is a predicted model, not a curated record. The transcript is spliced from 6 exons. Lineage: Eukaryota; Fungi; Ascomycota; Eurotiomycetes; Eurotiales; Aspergillaceae.